Molecule: messenger RNA, 3302 nt
Organism: Alnus glutinosa
Lineage: Eukaryota; Viridiplantae; Streptophyta; Magnoliopsida; Fagales; Betulaceae
Product: disease resistance protein RPP13-like
Exons: 2
Coding region: 311-2941 (876 amino acids)
Biological process (GO): defense response to other organism
Molecular function (GO): ADP binding
Source: RefSeq, a predicted model, not a curated record
UCUGAACUCUGUAUAUUUAUUCCACCGUUCUUUCCCCCUCAAUCUCUUUCUCCUCUAACCACUACCACCUCAACCAAAAAAUAGAAAGAAAAAAAAAAUCCAAAAAGAGAGAGAGAGAGAGAGAGAGAGUUUGUGAGUGACUUUCAAAAAUCGAAACGUAAACAAUGGUGUUUUACCAAACUUAAUCCAUCAUUUUCCUUUCAUCCUCUCUUCCCUCUUUCCUCUCGCUCCCCUCACCAUCCUCUAACAAUGUAAAAAAAAAAAACGUUUCUGAGUUCGUAAAAGAUUUGAGGGUGGGAAGAUAACAUAAAUGGCAACCGGUCUCCUUACUCCCGUCGUACAGUACUUGCUCCAGCUAGUCGAUGAGAAAGUAAGACUCGUUGGUGGAUUGAAUGAUCAAGUCAAUUCACUUCAGCGGGAGCUCAGUCUAAUGUCUGACUACCUGGAUCCACCCGACGGCAAGCGGAAUGCCGUAUUGAAGUCUGCAAUCGAUGAAGUCAGGGAGAUGGCUUACAAGGCUGAGGAUGUAAUCGACACAUUCAUCCUCAACACCUCAAAACACAUGAGGAGGAACGCGUUUGGGAGGAUAAUCCAAUGGCUUCCCCACGAAAAAACGCUUCUCGAUGUAGUACAGAAGAUAGAAAGCCUUAACAGAGAAAUCAAUAAAAUCUUCGAAAAUAUCAAAAAGUACGGCGCCGGUGAAAGAGCUGAAGCUAGUGUAGAUGCAGAUCAGUCCGAGGAGGCACUGCACAGAAGUAGGAGAGAAGUCGAAGAAGAUGACGUGGUGGGCUUCAACAAUAACGCAAAGGCAUUGGCGAAGCUUUUCAUUGCAAACGGUUAUGAGCUUGAUGUCAUUUCAAUCAUCGGCAUGGGUGGGUUGGGGAAAACAACUCUUGCCAGGAAAUUCUACAACACUACUCGCUCCAGGAGGCACUUCGCACGCCGUGCAUGGGUGUACGUAUCUCAACAUGACAAAACUAGACAGCUGUUGCUUAAAAUUUUGAAGGAGAUGCCAAUAUCAGAUGAGUUGAGAAGGAAGCUCGAAGGCAUGGGGGAGGGCGAGUUGAAAGAGACGCUGUCCAAAUACUUGAACGGGGAGAGGUACCUGGUAGUCAUGGAUGACAUCUGGAAAACUGAUUUCUGGGAUGAGGUAAGAUCUGUAUUUCCUAAUAACUCCAAUGGAAGUAGAAUAUUGAUCACCAGUCGUAAUAAAGCCGUAGCUUUAAAUGCAAGCCAUAGUACUCGUCUCUACAUUCUUCCAUUUCUCAAUAAAGAUGAAAGCUGGGAACUCUUUCAUAAGAAGGUAUUUCGAGGAGAAGAAUGUCCUCCCGAGUUAGAGCUUCCGGGGAGACAAUUGGCAGAAAGCUGUCGUGGCUUACCACUUUCAAUUGUGGUAUUAGGAGGCAUUUUAGCAAACGAAAAGCGGGAAUUGCUAUCAUGGUCAAAAUUUGAAGUUAUAAAUAAUAAGCUUACUCGAUGCAAAGACAUAUUGGCCUUGAGCUACACCUACCUGUCCCGGCACUUGAAACCAUGCUUUUUGUAUCUUGGUGCAUAUCCGGAAGACUUUGAGAUUCCUGUAAGGCAAUUGAUCAACCUAUGGAUAGCUGAGGGUUUCAUACAGCACACUCACAAUAUGGACCCAGAGGAUGUUGCUGAAGGUUACUUGGAGCAGCUUAUUGAUCGAAGUUUGAUCCAACUAGCUAGCAGGAGGACAGACAGAAGAUCAGUGAAGACAUGUCGUAUCCAUGAUCUUCUGCGAGAUCUCUGCAUAUCACAGAGUGCAGAAGAGAAGUUUCUCGAUGUCCAUACAGAAGGUAACUAUUCAGAAUCAUCUGCCAACAAAUCCCGCCGACUUUCCAUCCAAGGUAUCGUUGAUCCAUAUAUUUCUUCAAACUCCUCUUACCCUACAAUUCCCCGUUCCUUGUUGUUUCUUGGCCGAGAUACAAAUGAAUUUGAUAAAAAGCACUGGAAAUGGGUUGACGAAAACUUCAAGUUGAUUCGGGUGCUUAAUUUCGGGCAUUUGAUUAAUCUAUCCAUUCCCGAAAGCAUAGGAAAAUUGAUCCAUUUAAGGUACUUGGGUAUAAAAUCUGAUGCAUUGAAAGCUAUUCCAGCUUCCAUUCGCAAGCUUACUGAUCUAGAAACGCUUGACAUGAGACAUACUUCUCCGAGUAUUUUGCCAAAAGAGAUAUGGAAGCUGCGACGCUUAAGGAAUCUCUAUAUGUAUGGGCCAGUGAGUUUUCCUAACUAUUUUGACCCAAAGGAUAAACCUCUGCGGAGCCUUCACGUCCUUUCCACUGUAUCCCUUACCCCAAAAAAUGUGCUAAUUUUAGAGGCCAAUCUUCCUAAGCUAAGGAAAUUAGGAAUUUGGUUUGCGGAGGAUAGCGACAGCCAUGUUUUGAAUAGCCUCAUCCACUUACCUGAUCUUCGAAAAUUGAAAAUUAUAAAUUAUAAAGAGCGUUCUAAUGUUCCGAUUUCAUUUCCAUCAAACAUCACCAAAAUAACUUUACGAGCAGGGUACCUAGAUGUCGGUGACAGCAUCGAAGUGUUGGGGAAACUUUCGAGUCUCAUGAUACUGAAACUAGAAAGUUGCUCGCUUUCUAGUAAUCUCGAAUUCAUUGCAGGUUCAUUCCCUAAACUCGAAGUCCUGAAAUUGAAAGAAUUGACUAUUAAAGAAUGGAAACUGGAGAGAGACGCAAUGCCAUGUCUCAAGCAUUUGGUUAUCAAUCGAUGCAUUGAGUUGAUCGUGCUCCCUUUCGAAAGUUUGUGUGCUUUACAAGAUGUGGAGGUGUUACACAGCAACAUAGAAUCGGUAAUGACGCUUCAGAAAUUGCAGAAGAAGAAAUCACGGAAGAAUCUUCGAUUCAAUCUAGUGAUUGAUCCUCUCCCUGGUGACAACUUUUAUCAAAGAACCGCGGCAUCUCCUCCGGCGACUUCAUCAUAGAGCUAGCAUGCUGGACCUCGACGGAUACGAAAAUGGAGUUCCUUUCGACCGCUGUUUCAGGCUUUCCCAUUCAAUAAUUGCUGUUAUCAGGUUCAUGCAUUGAAUAGCAUGACCGGCGGUUGGCUCUCUGCAUUCAAUUUUUGUUUUUCUGGUUUGCUUCCUGUGUGGCUGUUGCUUCUCCAUUUGUAUUCUCCUCCCACUUUUUGUGGUUUCACGUACGUACUUUGUUAUCGGUGAUUAUUGAAGCAAGACUAUCAUCCAAGGUUUCCUCUUCCGUAAUUGAAAGGGUUCCUAACAAAAACAAAAGGGGAUGGAAACAUUGAAUUGUUCCUUUAGAUUUGAAUGAAUUUUCAGUAAUCUA